This is a messenger RNA of Nothoprocta perdicaria, 6044 nucleotides long. It is a transcript of the gene ARNT2, whose product is annotated as aryl hydrocarbon receptor nuclear translocator 2. Gene Ontology annotation, biological process: regulation of transcription by RNA polymerase II. Lineage: Eukaryota; Metazoa; Chordata; Aves; Tinamiformes; Tinamidae. Gene Ontology annotation, molecular function: DNA-binding transcription factor activity, RNA polymerase II-specific; protein dimerization activity; RNA polymerase II cis-regulatory region sequence-specific DNA binding. The transcript is spliced from 20 exons. Gene Ontology annotation, cellular component: transcription regulator complex; cytoplasm; aryl hydrocarbon receptor complex. Bases 87 to 2249 code for a protein of 720 amino acids. The record is from RefSeq and is a predicted model, not a curated record.
UUCUUAUAUGCGGAUAAAAUUUCUCUCCAAGAAGGUUUUGCUCCCAGAGAAGAAAUAGCGUCUCCUUAAGACUCUCCUUUUAAGAAAUGGCCUCAGAUAUUCCAGGCUCGGUGGCCUUGCCAGUUGCGCCCAUGGCAAGUGGACAGGUGAGGAUGGCAGGAUCCAUGCCCUCCCGAGGAGGAAAGCGCCGUUCCGGAAUGGACUUCGAUGAUGAAGAUGGAGAGGGUCCCAGCAAAUUUUCAAGGUAUGAUGCUGAUCAAAUCUCUAGUGAUAAGGAAAAGUUUGCAAGGGAGAAUCACAGUGAAAUUGAAAGACGCAGGAGAAACAAGAUGACACAGUACAUCACGGAGCUGUCGGAUAUGGUACCCACUUGCAGUGCGUUGGCUCGUAAACCUGACAAGCUGACAAUUCUCCGGAUGGCCGUUUCACACAUGAAGUCAAUGAGGGGUACUGGAAACAAAUCUACUGAUGGAGCUUAUAAACCUUCAUUUCUUACAGAGCAGGAACUGAAACAUCUUAUCCUGGAGGCUGCAGAUGGGUUCCUGUUUGUAGUUGCAGCUGAAACGGGAAGAGUGAUCUAUGUAUCGGAUUCUGUGACUCCUGUGCUCAACCAGCCCCAGUCCGAGUGGUUUGGCAGCACCCUCUACGAGCAGGUUCAUCCAGAUGAUGUGGAGAAGCUGCGGGAGCAGCUAUGCACGUCUGAAAACUCGAUGACAGGACGAAUACUGGACUUGAAGACUGGAACAGUAAAGAAGGAGGGUCAGCAGUCCUCAAUGAGAAUGUGCAUGGGAUCGAGGCGCUCUUUCAUUUGCAGAAUGAGGUGUGGAAAUGCUCCUCUGGAUCACUUACCUCUGAACAGAAUAACCACCAUGAGAAAAAGAUACAGGAAUGGCCUUGGCCCAGUUAAAGAAGGUGAAGCACAGUAUGCUGUUGUCCAUUGCACUGGUUAUAUCAAGGCUUGGCCACCAGCAGGAAUGACUAUACCAGAAGAAGAUGCUGAUGUUGGACAAGGUAGUAAAUAUUGCCUCGUGGCAAUAGGAAGGCUUCAGGUAACCAGCUCUCCAGUGUGCAUGGACAUGAACGGCAUGUCAGUCCCAACCGAGUUCUUGUCUAGACACAACUCUGAUGGAGUCAUCACCUUUGUUGACCCCAGAUGCAUCAGCGUCAUUGGCUACCAGCCCCAGGAUCUUCUGGGGAAAGACAUUUUAGAAUUCUGCCAUCCUGAAGAUCAAAGCCAUUUGAGAGAGAGUUUCCAACAGGUUGUGAAACUGAAAGGUCAAGUCCUGUCUGUGAUGUAUCGUUUUCGUACCAAAAACCGGGAAUGGAUGUUGAUCAGAACCAGCAGCUUCACAUUUCAGAAUCCUUAUUCUGAUGAGAUCGAAUACAUCAUCUGCACCAACACUAACGUCAAACAACUUCAGCAGCAGCAAGCAGAGCUAGAAGUACAUCAAAGAGAUGGGCUGUCAUCCUAUGACUUAUCUCAGGUGCCUGUUCCAAGCAUACCAGCUAAUGUUCAUGAGGGUGGAAAGUCUGUCGAAAAGCCAGAUGCUAUCUUCUCCCAGGAGAGAGAUCCUAGAUUUGCUGAGAUGUUUGCUGGAAUUGCUGCUUCAGAUAAAAAAAUGAUGGCCUCAGCAUCCACAGCAGGAAACCAGCAGCUCUAUUCGCAAGGAAGCCCAUUUCAGCCAGGACAUUCAGGAAAGACUUUCAGUUCAUCCGUGGUACACGUGCCUGGCGUGAACGACAUCCAGUCCUCUUCAUCCACAGGCCAGAAUCUGACACAGAUCUCUCGCCAGCUAAAUCAGGGUCAGGUUGCCUGGACAGGAAAUCGUCCACCUUUUCCAGGACAGCAAAUUCCCUCUCAGUCUGGCAAAGCUCAGUCAUCACCCUUCGGGAUUGGAACAAGUCACACUUACCCAGCUGAUCCGUCGUCAUACAGCCCUCUUUCCAGCCCUGCCACCUCGUCUCCAAGUGGGAAUGCCUACUCCAGCUUAGCAAACCGAAGUGCAGGGUUUGCCGAAGGUGCCCAGAGCAGCGGCCAAUUCCAGGGGAGACCUUCUGAAGUCUGGUCCCAGUGGCAGAGCCAGCAUCACAACCAGCAAAGCGGCGACCAGCAUUCGCAUCCGCAGCCCAGCCAGACCGAGGUGUUCCAGGACAUGCUGCCAAUGCCGGGGGAUCCAACGCAGGGAACUGGCAAUUACAACAUUGAAGAUUUUGCUGAUCUGGGCAUGUUUCCACCAUUUUCUGAGUAGCUUGUGAAGCAGAAAUGAAGUUCUUCUCCAAGGCCAUUUUGGUGUAAUUUUGGCUCUGCUUUUUCAGUGUUGCAUUUCUGUAGAAGCUACUAAAACAGAAGUCAUGUUUCUCAUAUGUCAGAUAGCAAUGUAGGGCUUGCUCUCUCCUCCUUGGGUGCAUAAGCGCCAACAGAGGAGUUCCAGCAUUUGUUGGUGUUCACUGACAGCUCCUUUCUGUUUUAUUUCUUUAUUUUAUUGUCAUCUACCUCAGAGAUGGAAUACUUUGCUUGAUUUAAAGAGAAAAAAAAAUCUCUGAGUCUUAACCAUUUGAAUGUGAAUGAUACCUAACAUUCCCUUUGAUAAUUUUUAAAUAGAUAAAGAAGUAACAAAGACUAACAGAGAAAAGGUAAGGUAAUGUCUUGUUGCAGUGCCUACCAUUCAAUUCAGAUGCCUUGUGUUAAACUUAAGUUUCUGGAAGCAGACACAUUAUGCUGUUUUCUUUGAUCCUUGUAGUUUUUAGAUCAGUUUAAAUGUGAGAUUAAACAAUGGAACGUAGGCCCCUGACCAGAAGAUUCAGCUCUGCCUUUUCUAACUUAAACUUGAAUGUGUGUACAUUUUGGUACUUUAUGUAUAUCUUGUGCUGUAUGAAGUGUUUUCCUGUACUGGUUUCUUUUGCCUUUAAAAAGGGUCUGUUUGGGAGCAUACUGAAAAGGUUGGCAAUAUAUGUGGAGGAUUUAGAUGUGGGAGGAUUCUCCAUCACUUCACAUAGUUCUUACUUUUAAUUCAGGUCGUUCUCUAUUAAGAACAAACAUUUACUUACAUAAGCUAUUAGUCUGUUUUUGCACUGAACUGAGGCCUAUAAUUCUAUAAAUUUCUCUCUAACUGCUUUCAUUUCUAUUGCUCUUGAUUUCCCCAAAUGUUUGCCUCAUAAAAAUGACUGUAAACACAUCGAGAUCACCAUUUCUAUUUUAGCUGCAUCUCUUCCCUGUGUAACACUUUUUUAUACUGUGAAACUCAUGUUUUAGCAGUGCAAGUUGGUGGCCUAUUGGAACAAAAUCAUCAGAGCUCACUUGCUACAAGCAGUGAGAUGGUUUUGUAGUGUACAAUGUUUUUAGAGCAAGUUGAUAAUAGAUGUCAAUCAUACUGUUGUCCUCUGUGUACACAGUGAUGAUAACCUGUUUUUUUGCUUGGAUUCCCAAGCAGUCCCUUUUGUUAAAUCUACUAUAUGAGAGUUUCAGCUUACCAAGUGCUUGGAGGCUCUGUCUGCUCUGAAUGCUACCUGCUUUUCCACGGAGAUGAGUUAAUUACRUUUCUCUUGGGCUAAUCAUCUACCUUAUAUAUUGGUGCAAAUUUGUGUGAUUUUUAUUUGAUCUUACACAUGCAUGAUGGAGUUACAUGAGUUCUCUUAGGAUGGAGGAGGAGGAGUCACUCAUAAAUGAUUAGGAGCCCAAGAACUUUAAUAAAAUUUGAGGUAUGGAAAGUUCUACCUGGCAUUUGCAGAAGAGGGAAAGUGGCAGCUUUUCUAAGAGUCUGUGUGWUCAGGUCUACCAACACAGGCCUUGACAGAGCAACAGGAGGGCUGAGCUCGCCACCGAAAACACCUCAGUUUCUGCAGCAGUUCCUAGACUUUGUGGUCUCGCUUCUCAUAGCUCCUCUUGAAACCUGGGGUGUCCUUCAACGGGAGGGUCACACACAYGUUAUUGCAGCCCAUCUUGCCAGGAGAGCAUCUUGAAACGCCACCGGGCCCUUGGCCUGCAGCCUGCUGUCGCCACACAGCUUCCGUGCUGAAAAGUGGUGGAGGCUUCUAGGCCAACAGGCCAAGGAGACACUGCCCUGACCCCAACCACUGCUUUAACCUUAUGCUGCCCUUCCUUCCCACUUGGCCUUCUUGGCUUCUCAUAGAACAGCAUGUAUCCAGUAUCAGUAUCCACGAGGAGUCUUUCUGACCGAUUUACUUGCUGUAUUUGGAACCAGUUUCUUAGCCUACACGCAAGUGGGACUGGAGACAUUUUAGUAAAAUUAAAUCUCCUGUUAGGGUAGGUGUACUGCUGCAGAGACCCCACAUUUUCUGGCCUCUUGUGACUUCACCAAAAUUACUCUGAAAACACAAAGAAUGUGAAUCUCUUCUCUUCCAGAGAUAGGGAAAUACUAUCUUAGGUGAGAAAACCAUACACUUAAGCAUUAAUCAUGUAAAUACAUGGAUGUUUAUUACUCCUGGAGUCUCCUCCUUUUCUGCUCACGGUGCUUUGACAGAUGACUGUACGUUGAAUUAGAGGAACAAAGCUCUGUUUUCCAUUGCAUGAAAUUCACGGAUGUCUGUAAAAGUUGCCUCGAUGCCUACAGGCUGGGAGAGGACAGACUGCAGCUGCACAAGGGGCACGCUUGCAAAGGGAGCAGCUAAUUACAAGGGAGAGAGCUGUAAUGAGCAGUUUGCCUCUCUGCAGAAGGGACUUGACGUGAUGAAUUUCAGUUCUUCUAAAAUGUUUCAAAAACAUUGUCCUGAAGAGUGAAAAAAAAAAUGAAAAAUGGUGUUCUUCUGUUUCAAUUUACCUUACGAGUAGUUCUAAAUAAAUUUAUAUUUAGCUUUGUUCACAAAUCCAGUAAUAUAAUGUAAUUAUCUUUAAAAAAUAAUGUAUUUUUUUCUCCCAAUAUCAGUGCACAUACUCCUCAACCUGCCGUUUCCAUACUGCUGUAAAGGUUUCUCRUAUGCACUGUUUGAUUGUGCAGCUAGCAGGGCACUGAUAGCAGGAAUUCUAGUGUGUCUCUCUUUUCCUCUAAUACAGUGUUACUCUUUGGAAGCCAGAGGCAUCCRAGCACGGACCACUUCUCAUCCUGCAGCUCCCUCCUGCUUUCCCACUUGGGAAAGGGGACGGCUGCUGUGUGAAAGGCCAGUCCGGGAUCGCGCCAGGGUUGGGACUGUCCUUCCCCAUUUCCAUUCUGGACAUCCCGAGCCAGAGCUUCCUUCCCACUCCCCCUGCAUCCCGCACUUGCUCUGCCCGUCGCCCCUGCCGUGCGGUAGCUUCUGUCGCGUGCUUGGUCACUGCGUUACUGCUGGAGCUGUAAGUGCAUCUGAAAGGCUGAUAUUCUUAUUACGUGCCAUGCUGCCAGCUUGCAGAGCUUUACAGCUGCUGAGUUUCUUGGUUCUUGCUUCUUUUCCUAACGUGGAAAUAGAGCUGUGAUUUUUUUGAGCAAACUGUGUUGCAAACACUGUGUUUCUGCAAACUGGACCUUCUGAUUUUUAUACUGGUGGAGCAAGAARCUGCAAAUAUUUAUGGUCUGAGUGAGUUAUUUCAAUUAGUGAGCAUGUAGAGUGAGAACUUUUUAGAUACUGAAGUAUUUGCAUUCAUUCAUUCACCCUGCAAAUCCUAUUUAACCAGAGGGGCUCCAUCACACUACUUGUUAAAAGUCCUACCGUAACGAUGUACGGUGAUGCUUCAACCAGAUAGUCCCAUUAGUGGCUUUGUUGCCUUUUUCUUUGGAAUUACAGUAUGAAACUGUAAAUACUUCUUGCAGUACUGCCUUUUUAAUUCUUAAUUACUUUUGGCACAGUGUUAAAUAGUGUUGGAUUUACCCAAUUGCUAUGACAUAUAUUUUUAUAUAUAGGUGUGCUCUUUUUUCRAGGAUAAUACAGCCGUUUUGUCAUUAAUGCCUUAUCGGUGUCAUUCUGCUGUUGCUCUUUGUUUGCAAGGUAUCAAGUGGACUAAUUUCUAGUUCAGAUAUUUUCAUUUUCCCCGGUAGUGCUCAAGUUUGAAUUCAGGUGAUUAUUUGCCAGAUUCCCAGUUUUCAUGGUUGCUAGCUUUCAGAAGAGGAGAAUGG